AUGUUUGACCUUUGUAAUGUUUUACCUUUAGCAAUAUUGGAGUGGGAUUUUUUAAAUCUCUCCCUCCCCCUCUCUCCUCCUUCCCUCUCCAUCCCCUUCCCCUCUCUCCUCCUUCUCCCACUGCCGUUAGCAGUUUCAGAGGCACAACCCAUCGAUAAAGCAGCAGGUGGCCCACCGAAUGCUGCUCCUCCCUGUGUGCACACCACCAUCUCAGCACAGACAGGGGCCCUAGUUAAUGCCCCCACCCUCAACAACUGCCACAUCGAGGGCUCUGUGUUCUUCAACAGUGAGCCGGGAGACAAGGAUGAUGAUGAUGCUGUCUUGGAAAAUGUCCAGAUGAAUCACAAGGCUCUAAUGAAGGAAAAAUCUGAGUGCAUAUUUGAGGGUGUUGAAAAGAAGGGCAACAAAAUCCUCCUUAACAAGAUCUAUACAGACCUGUACAUCACAGAGGGGGAGAGUGAAGGGGUCAACGAUGAGCACGAGGUCUGGCAACUUGAAACGGUCUCCAGGAAACCAGUAACACAAGAUACAGCAAUCCAUUGCAAUGACAUCUUCAAACCUUUGCCAGAACAAGAUGGCACUGUUCGAUCUGUGAUGACCAAAGGAAUAGCUGGCAUUGGUAAGGACCGUGUCAGUGCAAAAGUUCAUUCUGGACUGGGCAGAAGGGGAGGCCAAUAG
This is a messenger RNA of Clupea harengus (Atlantic herring), 678 nucleotides long. RefSeq lists its product as uncharacterized. Gene Ontology annotation, molecular function: protein binding. The record is from RefSeq and is a predicted model, not a curated record. The transcript is spliced from 3 exons. Bases 1 to 678 code for a protein of 225 amino acids. Lineage: Eukaryota; Metazoa; Chordata; Actinopteri; Clupeiformes; Clupeidae.